AUGCGAAUGAGGAGCGUUCCAGAGCGUACCGUUACCGUACGUACAUCGAGCCUGGCCAUUUUCAAGAAAGCGAGAACAUUGGCCCCCGUUCAAGAAUCGAUCGGCCGAUCGGUGUUCGCGUUUUCGGCAUUGUUUCGCCCGUGCGACGACCGAAAGGACUGGGAUCGUCAUACGAUGCCGCCUCCAGUCGGAUUAGCAGCACUGUGGGGUGCAUUAUUGGAUGAGCUAUGGCAGCCUCGGAGACGAACAUUCGCGAGCGGUGGAAUGCAUCGAUCGACCAUCCCUCGGCCUGCCUUUCGCGUGAAGUACGCAACCGGACCGAACCGGACUGGUCGAGCGGGCCCGGGCGGGCCGGGCCGGGCAGUCAGGACCCGGUCUUUACCAAGGACGGUUAUUGGAAGGCUUGGCAGAACAGUUCGUACUUGCCGCGGGCUCGCCUUGCCUUCGCGGUUCUUUCACUCGGCGCCCUUUCUUUUCAACUGUCGCGCGCCGGGGAGGGAUGAUGAACCCCACGCGGGCGACCUCGGUCCUCCACGACGCAGAACCGGUCCGAGUAGCCGGUCUGACACCACCACCGCCUGCGAGAGUCCCAUUCGGCCCGGCCCUGUCCGCUGUUCCUGUCUGGAGUCGGGAGUCCGGACGGGCGGACGGAUGCGGAGCGGCGUACGGCACAACGACAACAGUCUAACCGCGGCCAGUGGACCGAAAUAUUCAGCCAAGGCCCCCAGCGAGGCGCCACCCAGCGCCUGCUCCGUCGGUCUUCGCUCGGGCGGGAGGGAGGGCGCUGUCUGUCGCCUGAGGGACGGACGGACGGACGGACGGACGGAGGGAGGGAAAGGAGCGCGCAUUGAUUGCCAAGGGAAGGGAACAGGCGGGCCGGCGGGGCGAGGAGCGGGGCCGUGCCAUGCAAGGUGCACGUCGGAGCGGGUGAUCGUGGGUUGUGCAGCCGGUUGUGUCGCAGGGGCAGCAGGAAGAGGAGCAGGGGCCCAGGGGACACCAGGGGGCCAGGGGCGGGGCCAGGGCAGGGAGGUGGAGCCGCAGGGAGGACCGGAGGUGCUGGUUUACGUAGGAAAGAGAGAACGGGACGGAGGAGGAAUGUAUGCGAGCCCUAAAACAGGGGAGGGGGACGGAUCGCCAGUAUCGAGUCAGGGAUCUCGAGGCGGGAGCGCGGGAGGAGGGCACCGAGGGCGACCGAGGGAGGGCGAGGCGAGUUGA
Messenger RNA from Marchantia polymorpha subsp. ruderalis, 1215 nucleotides. The record is from the annotation of a GenBank genome assembly. NCBI's taxonomy places the organism in Eukaryota, Viridiplantae, Streptophyta, Marchantiopsida, Marchantiales, Marchantiaceae.